This is a messenger RNA of Erythranthe guttata (spotted monkey flower), 696 nucleotides long. Its product is annotated as S-adenosyl-L-methionine-dependent methyltransferases superfamily protein. The record is from RefSeq and is a predicted model, not a curated record. NCBI's taxonomy places the organism in Eukaryota, Viridiplantae, Streptophyta, Magnoliopsida, Lamiales, Phrymaceae.
AUGGAGAAGCACGUAGAGAAAUUCCUAAAGAAGAUCUCUUUCGCAUCAAUAACCAUAGCCACACUAACCCUUCUCCUCCUCUACCUCCAGACACCCGAUACCUGCUUCGACCCUUCCGACCCGGAUCCGAAACCCCAUACCCGUUUCCCCAAAUCCACCUGCGACUUCACCCACCGCACCUACACCUCCAUCGACAAGCGCAACCGCCGCCUCUGGUCCACCAAGGCCUGGACCACCACCCUCUCCUCCUACUCCUCUCUCUUCAAAACCCUCCAGGCCCGAAACUACUUCUCUAACCAUUCCCGUGUCCUCAUCGUCUCUGCCGGGCCGGGCCAGCCCGUUCAGGCCCUGACUGGACUGGGUGUUGAUGACGUCACCGCGGUUGAGCUUGUGGAUUCCCCUCCCCUUGUCAGCCGAGCCGAUCCGCAUAACUUGCCUUUCUUUGAUGGGAUUUUCGAUCUCGGGUUCGGCGUGUACUUGGAUCGGGCCCUUUUUCCGGGCCGGUACGUGGGCCAGAUUGAGAGAACGGUGAGGGUUGGUGGGGUUUGUGUGGUCACCGUGGAGGAGUGUGGGAGUGAUGAAGUCGAUGAAAUCGUUAAAUUGUUUAAGAAAUCUCGAUUUGUUGAUUCGAAGAAUGUGCUCUUGGCUGGGGAGAGAAGGACUAGGAUUGUUAUGAUUGUCGAGAAUAACUCGUAA